This is a messenger RNA of Cottoperca gobio, 1999 nucleotides long. Its product is annotated as free fatty acid receptor 3. Gene Ontology annotation, cellular component: plasma membrane. Lineage: Eukaryota; Metazoa; Chordata; Actinopteri; Perciformes; Bovichtidae. Gene Ontology annotation, molecular function: G protein-coupled receptor activity. Bases 270 to 1205 code for a protein of 311 amino acids. The record is from RefSeq and is a predicted model, not a curated record. The transcript is spliced from 2 exons. Gene Ontology annotation, biological process: cellular response to fatty acid; G protein-coupled receptor signaling pathway.
ACUGUUUUUGUCAAAGGAGUCUGGUGGCUUUGAAAAGAAGGCACAGACAGAUGCAGUGGUUUUAUUUCCCCAUUGGCAGUAAAGAGGUGGACAUAUUCUAAAUAUUGCAUGGACUUAAAAUAUACUAUGUUUUUAUAGCUUGGCUGUCUUUAGUUGGUUAAAAUAAUUUGCUGCUUCCCCCAUCCGCAUUACGUUGCUUAUCUCCCGUUCCCGUAUUCCACUCUACUCAGCUGGGGGCUUGUCAACCGCCAUCUAGUACAGGGUUAAUAAUGGAGUCAGUGGUGUGGAAUGAGAUCAUUCUCUCUGUUUACAUCAUUUCCUUCCUCGUAGGCCUGCCAGCCAACCUCCUGGCUCUCUACGCCUUCAGUGUUAAGAUCCACUCCAGGCCACUUCCAGUAGACAUCCUGCUUCUCAAUCUGACUGUCUCGGACCUUCUCUUUUUAAUCACCCUUCCUCUCAAGAUGCAUGAGGCAGCGUCAGACAUGAAAUGGCUAUUGCCCAGCUUCCUGUGCUCCAUCACCACCUUCACCUUCUUCUCCACAAUCUACACCAGCUCCUUGCUGCUGAUGGCGGUCAGUGUGGUGCGCUACAUUGGGGUAGCUUUCCCCAUCGCCUAUCAUAAGCUGCAGAAACCUGUGUACGCAAUAAUCAUCAGUGCUGUUAUUUGGCUGAUUACAACAGCGCACUGCACCAUUACUUUCAUCAUCCAGCACCACCCAUUACUGUCAGUCAAAAAUGUUACCGUCUGCUACGAUGACUUUUCUGAGAAGCAGUUGGCGAUCAUCCUCCCAGUACGUUUGGAGUUUUUCAUCGUGCUCUGCCUUGUACCUCUUCUAAUUUGUGUUUACUGCUACUUGCGCUGCAUCUUGAUCCUGUACAGCCGCCCGAGGAUAUCCCGGAUGCAGAAGAAGAAAGCCAUCGGCAUGGCCUUGGGGACUCUGGCUGUGUUUCUCAUUUGUGUGAUGCCAUACAACUUUACUCAUGUACUGGGUUACUUCCAGGGUACGAACCUAAAAUGGAGGUACUACACACUGCUGCUUAGCACCUUCAACACCUGUGUUGAUCCCAUCAUCUUCUACUUUUCCUCCUCCACUUUCCACUGCAAUAGUAAGAAGUCAAUUUUCAGGAAGCAUGUCCUACCCACGGUUUUAGAAUUGCAAAGGCAGCCAAGCUCUAGCGAAAUACACUCUUUACAACGUAUCUAGCUUUAAUGUUAUAUCGCUUUCUAUAUUAUAGACAUUAUAUCAGAAUGUAAUACGCUGUAUAGAUUGCUUUAAUAGUUCAGUUCAUUUAUAAAACAAUGUCUGACAUCUAGGUGUUGCUGGUUAAUAGGUAACAAAAUAUGUUGUUACAGGUGAUCAAUCCUGCUCAAAGGGACUGAGCUGCUUUCCAUGCCAAACAAUUUUAUGACAGAACCACAAGGCAUGUUUGGUGCAUAUGCAAAAUUCCAAAUUUUAUUAUUUUACAGUAAAUUCUCUAUUUUUGAACAGGAAUUGAUAUCCUUUGCACCCUUGACACGUUAUUUCCUCUUUACUUUAACGUGGGCCAGCCACUCUUCUGCACUCAUGCAUUCUGUAGGCACACAUGUAGAAUAUACCUGCAAAACAAAACAUAGGUCGUAUUACCACAAAGGCCAUUUCUAUACAGACACGUCAAGUACAAGUGAAUGGCAUAAUAACAAACAAUUAUUUGAUGGCAAGACAUAUUUUUUUAAUCUUCUGGUGUGAAUAAAUGUUACUGAUGUAUGAGAUUGGAAAUGCAAAGUGGGCAUUAGUGCAAAGCUGAUGAGACUGUACUAACCAAAGACUUUCUGUAAAUAAAAUGUCAAGCAAAUAUAUGAACUGUUUUCCUCUGUUUACAAUAACUGUGUAAUAUUCAUAUAAGAGCUCAAACAAGAUGUUGCUGUUAGCAUGAAGUAAUUACAGCAGACGCUACUGCACUCUUUUAUUUGAACAAACCUGCAAAGAAGGUCAUGAGCAGUGCCACCCAGCCUAGUAUG